UGUUGAGAAGCAGUUCGUGUAAGAAGUUUGUCGCUGUCGGUUUUGAAUAAACACAAACCCCAAUCCCCAUUAAAGUCAAGUCCAGUUUAGUAAAAUUACUUAGUAACCGCUUACGGUAUCGGACUAACGUGUGCGCGACAAUUGUAUAGGCUACACGAAAUUUUCUUCUUCUUCUUCUUCUCACCAAAUCAAUUGGAUUAAAGCAGCAGUUUACAUUGUCAUAUACUGAGGAUAAUUUUAAUCAUACAAAAAAAUUUUUUGAAAUGUUCCGUUUUUUCAUUUUAAGCACCUUAUUAGCCAUCGCUGCGAGUCAGGGUUACAAUCAAAAUCCCAAGACAGCGGCAAUUAUUAGUGAACAACGUUACCUGGCUGGCGAUGGAAAGUUCGGUGCUGCCUACACACAAGAGGAUGGCAUUAAUUUCAAAGAGGAAACCGAUGCUGAUGGUACACGUCACGGUAGCUACAGUUAUGUAGAUCCAACGGGUGAGAGACGUACAAUCUCCUACACAGCUGGCAAAAAUGGCUUCCAAGCCAGCGGCGAUCACUUGCCCGUUGCUCCACCAGCGCCACCACAACCCGUGCCACAGGCCGGCUAUCAGCCGCAGCCACAAUAUCAGCCACCAGCACAAUCGGGCGGUUACCGCAGCAACGACUAUGAUGAUGGUUCUUAUGAUCCACGCUACAACGAUCCCGGUUUUGGUCAACAACAGGGUUCAUAUCAGCCACAACAGCCGCAGUAUCAACAACCAGCGGCGCCAGCCUAUAAUCCAGCACCACAAGCACCCGCAUAUAAUCCACCUGCGCCACAAUAUAACAGCUACCAGCCACAACCGCAGCCACAACAACAACCCUACUAUCAACCGACCACACCCAAUCCACAUCGCUUUGCGCCACCCGGUAAAUUGUCGCUGAAUCGCACACCAGACGGUUUUAGCUACAGCUUCAAUAAGGUCUAAGCGUUGCGCGAGUGAUGUGGCGGUGACGUGGUGAGGUGGUAAGGUGGUGAGGUUGGUAAAAGAAAUAUAUGGGUACUUGGAGAGCGGGGGGGCAGAACAACAAGAACUGGAUGUGAGCGCUAACACUAUCUGAACUAUGAAUGCUGUGCGCGUUGUGCGGCCGCACGUGUGGUUUGUUGGCGUGGACGUGGGCGCUCGAAAGUUGAGUGGCUGACAGCCAGCGCGCAUAGUUUGCAUUUCUGUUUUACUCUCAACUACUAGCGAUUUUCCAUAUGAACUUCUACUUUACUGUUAUUUCAAUACUUGUUUUUAUUUUGCAUGUCUUUUCAUUUUUUUUUUUUAAUUCAUAAUUUAAUUUGAUUUGAAUAAUUUUUAAUUUAAGAUCGCGAUCAAUUUUUAGUUGGUAUUUUAUUUUCAGUUUUUCAACAUUUAUUGCAAUUUUAAAAUUUUAUUUAAAUUUCGAAACUUUUCUUUCGAAACUUUUCUUUCGUUCUAAUGUCAUUUCCCUUCUCUUUCAUACAUUUCAAUCUCACUCUCAAACGUAAAACUCAAACUUUUGCUUCCUUCUAAAUGAACGUUCACUUUGUGAUAUCUAAAAAUAAAUAUGUAUGUAAUGGCGUAAAAUUGUUGCAACAAUUCCUUCAGGUUACUCUUAUAAAUGUAAUUUAUUUUUGUGCUUCCUUUUUUUAGUUUUUGUGUAACUUUAAUUUUGUUUUAAAAAGCAAAUGUGUCAAGUUUUAAUAAAAAGAGAAAUUGUUUAAACAAAA
Ceratitis capitata (Mediterranean fruit fly) is the source of this 1723-nucleotide messenger RNA. RefSeq names its product DNA-directed RNA polymerase II subunit RPB1 (gene Cpr100A). Gene Ontology annotation, molecular function: structural constituent of chitin-based larval cuticle. The record is from RefSeq and is a predicted model, not a curated record. The transcript is spliced from 3 exons. Gene Ontology annotation, cellular component: chitin-based extracellular matrix. The coding region runs from base 264 to 956 and encodes 230 amino acids. NCBI's taxonomy places the organism in Eukaryota, Metazoa, Arthropoda, Insecta, Diptera, Tephritidae.